Molecule: messenger RNA, 1203 nt
Organism: Dibothriocephalus latus
Lineage: Eukaryota; Metazoa; Platyhelminthes; Cestoda; Diphyllobothriidea; Diphyllobothriidae
Source: the annotation of a GenBank genome assembly
AUGCAGAUGGACCUUCAUCAGGAAAAUAUUGAUAUAUCUUACAGGCCUCGUUUUCCUCUGCCGGAUGAACUCUUGGCUUUGGACAGGAUGGAGACUGUUUGUCAAUACUGCGGUGUUAGUUAUCUUAUCCUCUCCGAGUUCAAAGACUUAGAGAAGACCAAACGGCUUCAGUUCAUUGACCUGCUUACCGAAGUUCGGGAUCUUAAACGCCUGGCCCAUUCUCAUGCAUCCGAUGCAAAAUCUCUCAAUUUACAACGCGAAAUGCAGCCGUUCAUCUGCUAUGCAAACAAACUUCUCUUGGAAACUGGGCAACAGAUGAGAAAUCUGAAGGCUAAUUUCCUCCAAGCGAAGGAGAAGGCAGAUAAAAUGGCCAAAGCCCACAAAGCAGAGCUUUCCUGUCGUACCGCGGAAGCAGCGCAACUGAAGGAAAAAAUUGCAAAACAUUCGAGACAAUUGGCUGAACUUCAGGGCCUCCUCGAUGCCAAAGAAAAGGGCGACCGGGGUCUACUGGUUGCACAACUAAAGAAGACCUUGACGAUGCUUCAAGAAACGCGUCAGUUGUGCUCUACCAUCUCUCUCCAACAUGCGCAGAUUCGACAGGAGAUCAAAUCAGAGUCGCAGCGCAUUGCGGGAGUAACAGAACGACUGAGCUUCUCAGCAUCGCAGCGUUUCCUAAAUAAUCCUAUUGUGUUCAACAGAAACCCAUUCAGUAGUUCCAUGCAUUUCCGAGUUCGCACCACCAGCAGUGGGCUGGGUUUAGUUAAACUGCAAAUAGCCCAAUACCUUGACUUUUUUAUGGUUUCUCAUCCGCCUUUCCUUUACUCUGCCUACCUUCAAAAGUUGCUUGCUUACGAAAAGGCCAGGACAAAUGCUCUUCUUCGACAGGCUGAAGAAUUGAGCAAGCAGAUAAAAGACCUGAAGGCGGAUAGUCAGAAACAGAAAGUGCCGACAGCAGAGACUGAUGAUUAUGUGAUUCACCUGACCGCCAGCCUGGCUGAAGUGCGGCAGGAGCUUGAAAACAAGACAGCCGAGUUUUUACAGCUGAAAGCCAACUGCGAGACCCUAAAAGGUAUAUUAUCUUGGCAGUGGACUUUCUUUCUGGCGUUAUUUACGCAUUUAGUACUGGCUUUUAUGCUGUGGUGGUGGUGGGCCCGUUGUCUUCAGAGCAAGUUGAUCAAAAUCUUGAAUGUUCCCGUCAAUUGA